GCACUGCCAUCGCACCUCCGCUCUCCCCGGGCUGGGCUCGCCUCUGGCGGCUGUGUUUGCGCUCACGUCACAUCUGCCCCACCUGUCAGUCCACAUUCCUAGGUGCCCUUCACUUUACCUGCUAAGGAAGACAGGACAUAAAUCAUGGCACCUUUUAAUCUGCAAAUUUUGUUCCUGUUUUCACCUGGACUUUGAAAAAGGGAUUUAGGGUGCCCCAUGGCCGCUGAGCAGGAGCCAGGCGAGCCCGGGAAGGGAAAGCCCUUAAAACUUCUAGGAAUUUUAGAUAUUGAAAACAUCCCCUGUGCCCGGGAUUCGAUAUUAUAUGGUUCAUUGGGAUCUGUUGUGGCUGGCCUGGGACAUUUUUUGUUAACUAGUGAAUUAGAAGAUCAUGUGAUGUUGGAGUAGGAGGAUUUUUCUUAGUGACUUUAGGAUGCU
Molecule: messenger RNA, 435 nt
Organism: Talpa occidentalis (Iberian mole)
Lineage: Eukaryota; Metazoa; Chordata; Mammalia; Eulipotyphla; Talpidae
Product: cytochrome c oxidase assembly protein COX20, mitochondrial-like
Biological process (GO): mitochondrial respiratory chain complex IV assembly
Cellular component (GO): mitochondrion; mitochondrial inner membrane
Source: RefSeq, a predicted model, not a curated record